GCCAACCUGUAUGCGAGCAACUCCACCUUCGCUAUAUCUUCUCAUGUCAGUCGUCGCUCGGGCGCGUCGCGACGCGAAGCUUCGUUUUGCGAUUCCGUCGUAACAUCCUGCCGCAAGUGAUAACGCAACUACUUUUCAUUAUCGAGUAGCUAUCAGUAGAACGUUUAACGUAGUGUAGCGAUACCGUUCAAAGCGACAUAAAUAUAAAAAUUUUUUUUAUUUAAAAAAGAAACACUUAUCACAUUCAUAGACAGUUUCGAGAAAAUAAAAAAACGUGUGCUGUGUUUUUUCGCUGCAUUUUUCGAGAAUACUGAUGAUUAAUUUGCAAAUAAUUUCUAAAGAAUUAAUGUUGCAUAAAAGAUUUUAUUUUUCUUUUAUUCAAAUUUUAUUUAUUUCAAAUAUAAGAUAUUUUUUCUUGAAUAUUGUAUGAACCGAAAUUUAUAAUUAAAAUAUUUAUUUUACGUAUGGAAAAAACAGCUUAAGUAGAUUGCUUUCGUUUGUCAAAAAUUUGUUAAUUUUCGUAAAUAUUUAUAAAUUAUGAUAUAUUGUAUACAUAUAAUACUGUAAAAAAAAAACACUAAACAUAUUCUAUUAGACUACAUGAUUUUUUCUUUUUAAUAUUAUUAUUAAAUUGUAAAUUUUUAUGGCAAGAUUUUAAAACUUAUAUUGUUCUGUAAUGUAAGAAAGGUUCAUCACUUUUUCUAUUUUGACCUGGAAAUGACUACAAUUCUUUGGCUCGGAGCCAAGGAUGUCUUCGUGAAAGGAACAAAAGCUAAUUAUUAAUGCGAAUAGCGAUUUUUCAAAAGUAAACGAGGACGGUUUGUUAAUAGCUUAAGAGUUCACGUAAUGCUUCGCCGAAAAGGGACGAGACUUUCGCAAACGACCGUUCAUUCCUCGUUCCUUUAGUCGUUCGUCUUUGGAAUCGCAUAUCUUUAGUGAUAGCAUCAUGUGGAACCGCAAGGUCUUCAUCAGAAUAAUCGAAGUGCUCUUAUGCGUCGCUUGUGUCGUGGCACUCAGGGUGACGGACGAUGAGAGUCGAAGGGUGUUUCACUACUUGAGGAAUCGUAGCCGGGAGUGGUCACUGUUGAACAACGUGACAUGGGGCAGCAUAGGAGCUGCUCUCGCAACGGCGACCUGCGGCGGAUACAUCAUCAUAACGACUGGUCUCUUGAUCGCCGCGGCUACCGGGGAGCUCCGCGGUCGGAAGACGGAAUUUUUCCUGCUCGGACUGGGCGUGAUCCUCUUCGGGAUAGUCGGCGCCUUGUCGUUGGCGUCUAUCGACAGCGUCCCCGAGGAUCUGGUUGACAAUGCUGCAGUCCUGGGAGCGCUGUGUCUGCUCACAGCGUUGGUAUUCAUCGGGGAUUUACUGAUGAGCCCACCUCGCAAGAAGGAUAAGCAGGAUGAGGCGCGAAUUCUGGAAAAAGAUUUAGGCAAGCGGCAAGUAACGCCAGUGGUGACCAGUGAGGAUACGAAAUCGAAACCCAAAUCGGCCGUCGUGAAAAUUCCCGAUGACGAGGUCGGUCGCGCGAACGACGCUUUCCAGAAGACGGAGGAUCGUCACGUCGAAGCAGCGAGAUCCCAGCGGGAAUCGUCGGUGGUUCGUUCGCAGGAUGACUCUCGGGACGAUCGGGAAUUUCGCGGCGAUCAGGAACCGAGAGAACGAGCGCAGAAUUUCGAAAACGGCCGAGUUCUACGGGACUCGAAGCGAUAUCGCGAGACCGACAUCGCGCCCGAAUCCGAUCGUAGGUUCGACGAGUCCAGGAUAAUGUACAAGAGCCGGGACAUUUAUCAGCGACCAAUCGACGAGAUCGACACCCCUCGCUUUCCCAUGGAACACGAGAAGGGAGAUCCGAUGUUCGCGAAAAUCGUCAAUCCCAGCGUGAAGAUCAUGAGGAUCGAGCGAGACGUCGAGGAGGCGCUUGACAGCUACAGGUAUUCGGACAACAGCCAAUACGACAACGUGCCCGUCAGAAUGCGCGGUCCGUUAUCCGGGAUCUUGAAGGCUCAUCAUCGCGACGUGUCCUUCAACGUGCCACCUCCGCCCAAGGAAUAUCGAUCCGGGGAACGGGAAAGAUCCAAGGACGAGAUCGAGAUGCUGGAGGAGUAUCUCGGCGCGCUGAGAACCACCGGGACGCAAACUCCGAGGAUGCCGUCGUCGCCGACCGAUCCGGGAUACGUCCGGCACACUGCAAGUAACUGGCCGCAUGACUUUAAGUCGAGCACUCCAAGACCUAGCCCCGAUCGCAGAGUUUAAUCCUUUCAUGACCGCUCUUGAUACAUUUUUUCUAAUCAUGUGAUCGACUAGUUCAUAUAAUAUAUAUAGGAACAUAAGUUUCUUUUUUCGUGUAAAGUAAUCGAUUUUAAUCGACUCUCUUCAAAAAACUCACUAAUCUUGUCACUUUUAUAUUUCACUCUUCAAACAUCUCAUCAAACUUUUUCACGGAUAAUUUAGCCAUGAAAGGAUUAAAAAGUAAUUAAUAUAUAAUAUAUAAUAUAUACAACCGUAUCUCGUAUACUUGAUAUCUUGUAAGAUUUAGACUUAAUUGUCGUGUACACGAGAUGCAAGAAGUAGCGUUUAUACUUGAAUAGCAUUUACAACAGUGAAAUAAAUAGGAGGGAUAUUAUACACGG
Formica exsecta is the source of this 2631-nucleotide messenger RNA. RefSeq lists its product as uncharacterized. The transcript has 6 exons. The coding region runs from base 947 to 2254 and encodes 435 amino acids. The record is from RefSeq and is a predicted model, not a curated record. NCBI's taxonomy places the organism in Eukaryota, Metazoa, Arthropoda, Insecta, Hymenoptera, Formicidae.